This is a messenger RNA of Colias croceus (clouded yellow), 2559 nucleotides long. RefSeq lists its product as uncharacterized. The record is from RefSeq and is a predicted model, not a curated record. Gene Ontology annotation, cellular component: axoneme. Bases 121 to 1965 code for a protein of 614 amino acids. The transcript has 7 exons. Gene Ontology annotation, biological process: intraciliary transport. NCBI's taxonomy places the organism in Eukaryota, Metazoa, Arthropoda, Insecta, Lepidoptera, Pieridae.
CAACGAUUUGACGUGUUAUUGGUUACCAUAGCAACGCAAGCACAACACCAAGCUUUUGCAAACUUUCUGAUAGGAUUUUUCUAAUAACGUAGAAAAUGAGGAACUGAUAAGAUAUACAAUAUGUCAGUGUUAAGUUUAGUGCCAGAAGAGAAACGAAACCAAAGGGGCUCGGUGGAGAGUGUGUACAGCAGCAGCUCGCGCCUGACGCUGCUGGCGAAGCGCAAGCGUGCGGGAGCGGGCGGUGUGGGGGGAGCGGGGCGAGCGGGGGGAGCUGGGGCCGGCGACAUGGCCGCGCGCGACCGCUUCGUGGCGCAGCGCGUGCUCUCCGCCAAGACGCACCGCGUCAAGCAGCUGCAGAACCAGCUCGCCGACGCGCACUACCACCUGCAGGAGCUAAGCAACGAAAAUAAAAUUCUGCGCGCUCUUCAGAAGAAACAGGAAAUAGCUUUACAAAGAUACGAGAACUCGAAUGCGGAGUUGCCGCAGGUGCUGAACGCGCACAGCGAGGAGCUGCGCGUGCAGCACGCCAGGUACAAGCAGCUCAAGGCGCAGUUCCGCGACGCGAGCGCGCGCCUCAAGGAGCGCGACCUGCAGCUGCAGCAGCUGCGCGACGAGCACCAGCACUUGCUCGACCUCAGCAAGGACAAAAAUCUUCUCGAACGUGAGAAACUCCAAAAUCAAGUGGCAGACCUGACGGCGAAGGUCCAACAGCAGAAUGAGACCAUCAGCAUGUUGCAGCGACGCAUCGCACUCGAGGCGAAGAAUUUUAAGCACCAACUUCAGAACGAGAUCAAUAAACAUAAAGACACAAGACACGAUCUCGACCUUGCCAUAAGCAACGCUGAUAAGCUAUCGACUAUAAUUGAGAUGAAAGAAAAAAUGAUCAGUACAGUUGCAAGUCGUGGGGGCGGCAGUAAGUCCCCAACUAAAAUGACGGCUAUUCCUCAGUUCGCUAGACCUCUGAGCAAGCCUUCAAAAGAAGGUAGCAAUAGAACUAACGACGACAGGAGCAUGGAUCAAAGCCUCCUGGCGAAGCUGUGCGAGGGCUCGCGCACGGUGAGCAGCGCGCUGUCGCAGGACGACGACACGGGCUCGUCCCCCGAGCCGCGCUCGCGCCUCGCGUCCUCCCGCGCGCUCACGGCCAGCUCGCGCAGCUCGCCCCCCGCGCCCCCCGCACACACCGCCCGCUCGCCCGACAUCCUCGAGCUCGCCAAGACCGUGCAGGACGGCAUGGCCGACCUCGCCAUCGUCGACGACGUAGACCUCGCGAGCGCUCCUCCGGAAGACGUGCAGAAGAAAAUGGAGCUGAUGAAAACGCAACUAAUGAAUCAAAUUAUAAAGAACGAGCAGCCGCCGUCGCGUAAACCGAGCGCAUUAAGGAGAAAGUCGACCGAUGAGGCCAUCGAGGAGCGCGUCGUGGAGGAUAUCGAGCGUCCCAAAUCUAGGGGCAGGAGGAAUUCGACGGUUUCAUUUUUUGAGACGUCGAAUGCGGCGACGAUUUCGGGCGGGACGAGCGAUCGUGGCCCCGGGGACGACGUGGACGAGUUCAGGCCGAGACGCGAGAGUGGCGCCGCGGAACGGAAGCUGUCUGGAAAAUCUGUCGAUAAAUAUUGUAAAGACAUCUUUCAGGACAUAGAAAAGAGUUCGAAGGUCAUCGACGUCCACAUGAAGCGAUUGAGUCAAUCGAGGUUCGACAGCGACAAACUAGUGGAGCAGCUACACGCGGUCGAUAAGAUGAACGAGUUGGUCAACGCUCGAGGCGACAUACCGGACGAGGCUCUGUCGGAAUUGAAUAACAAUUUUAAAUUAUUAACCGAUCACGUGUUUACAGAAUCUGUACCGUCCACGAGAAAACGUUCAGUUUCCGGUCGCCGCAACUCCAGAGUUGAAAGCAGAAGUAAUUUACUGGGCGAUGCGAAUAUGAGUAAUCAAGAUCUUCUCGAUGACUUAUUGGGAAAGAAAUGAUAUUCAUUUUCGAGGCCUGAUAGUUCUCAGGUCCCCCUAGGCGAUCUCCGAUACUUGAAUAGAAUGUAAACUUCCGAUUUUAUAUUGGUACAAUAAUAUUUCGUGAUUAACCUUAGACAAUAUUAAUUUAAUAAUUAAUUAGACAAUUUUAACCGAUCUAAAUGGCGUACCUUAGGAGAAGCCUAUGCCCAACAGUGGGCGGAGAAAAGCUGGAGACAGAGAGAGAGAGAGAAUAUUAAUAAUUAAUAGUCAUUUUUAGAUAAAUUUAUAAUAUGGUACAGAAUAUAAAUAUUCAUUGGAGAUACCAUACAUGUAAAUUAAUUCAAAAUAUCAUAGGGUUAAAUUUUAACAAGAACUGAUAGAGGUAUGUAAAAUAUAUAAAAAAAAAUAUAGAGUUCAUGUCUCGCUUUAAUAAUCUACACUAAAAAUUUUUAUUGUGCCAUUUAAGUGAACUAACGACUAUAGUGUACUGCAGUAGUUACGAAUUAUCUGAUAUUUAUGAUUUUUAAUUGUUUUGUUCAACUAUAGUUGUUUUUCGAUUUGAUUGUUUUUAUCGAAUGGGAUAAAAUAAUCGUUUACACAAAAAUAUAGCAA